AUGGUGACUGGUGAGACGGAGACCAACGGCAGCAUGCCGUACCUGAACGCAGUGGUGCUCGAGUUGAGAGCCGCCGCAUGCACCCAUCAGUGCCGUUCAUCUUACGCGGCGUCCAUGGCCAGGGAGCCGCCACAAUCAUCACAGACGCCUCGCUAUUUCGACUUCCUUGCAAUGAAGUGUGUUCCGGAGUCGCACGUGUGGACUGAGCAGAAGGACUAUCCGGUGGUGCUCGAGUCGGCAGGGAGCGAUGAGGUGCCUGUGGUUGACAUGGCUGACGGCACGGACGGUGCUGUCGCCGCCGUGGCGCGGGCUGCGGAGGAGUGGGGCGGGUUCCUGCUAGUCGGACACGGCGUGCCGAUCGAGCUCCUGGUGCGUGUAGAGGAGCAGAUCAAGUGCCUGCUCGCGCGCCCGGCUCCAGAUAAGGAGCGAGCCGCGCGCGGUGGAGACUUCAAGAAUGGCUACGGCGUGCCGCCCUAUGCGCUCUACUUCUCCAAGCUGAUGUGGUCGGAGGGAUACACCUUCUCCGCCGCCAACGUCCGCUCGGAGUUCCGGCGGAUCUGGCCCGACGGCGGUGAUGAGUACAUGCGCUUUUGUGAUGUGAUGGAGGAGCUUCACAAAGAGAUGAGGGCACUCGGUGAGAAGGUGUUGGACAUGUUCUACAAGGCGCUAGGGCUUAGCGCUGACCACAUCGCCGGCGGCGAGGUGGAGCGCCAGAUCCGCGACACGAUGACGGCCACCAUGCGCCUCAACAUGUACCCCAAGUGCCCAGAACCGGAGCGCGCGAUUGGGCUCGCGGCGCACACGGACUCGGUCUUCUUCACGUUCAUCAUGCAGAGCCUGGUGCCGGGGCUGCAGCUUCUCCGGCGUGGGCCUGAUCGGUGGGUGACCGUGCCCGCCCAGCCUGGAGCGCUUCCUGUCCUCAUCGGCGACCUCUUCCACGUCCUCACCAACGGCCGCUUCCACAACGUGCUUCACCGGGCCGUCGUAAACCAGGAUCGCGAGCGCGUCUCCGUGGCUUACCUUAUCGGCCCGCCGAAGGACAUGAAGGUCGCUCCGCUCGACGUGGCCAUUCGUCAGGGGAGCAAAGCUGAGUUCCGUGUCGUGACGUGGCCGGAGUACAUGGUGGCAAGGGAGAAGACGUUCUGGAACGACGGGGCGGCUCUCGAAAUGCUGCGGGUGACCGAGGAUGAAGGAGAUGCAGAGCUUGCCCAAGGAAUGAAUAAGUGA
This is a messenger RNA of Lolium rigidum, 1227 nucleotides long. Its product is annotated as gibberellin 3-beta-dioxygenase 1-like. Gene Ontology annotation, biological process: response to light stimulus; gibberellin biosynthetic process. The coding region runs from base 1 to 1227 and encodes 408 amino acids. NCBI's taxonomy places the organism in Eukaryota, Viridiplantae, Streptophyta, Magnoliopsida, Poales, Poaceae. The record is from RefSeq and is a predicted model, not a curated record. Gene Ontology annotation, molecular function: gibberellin 3-beta-dioxygenase activity. The transcript has 5 exons.